GUUAUAUUUGGUUCUGAUUCUUGUCUUGCCACCUUUGCAAAAGAAGAACAAUAAUUACAAGAAAAGCAAAAACAUCCUUCGAAUCUGUGUUCUUCUUCUCUGCAACUUUUCGUCAUGCCUUCCUUUUCCACUCUUCGGAGAUUAUCACUCUUCGCCCAACGCUUCCGUACCCUUCACUCUUCCCCCUCACAUCGCAAUCCCAAGUGGGGUUCAGCCAUUGUUGCAGCCUCUGCUGCUGCUCUUGCCCUUUUCUAUUGCGUUAACACACCCCAUUCAAGCUUCUACUCUGCUUUCUCAAACAACCACCCUCAAAGUUCUUCAUUGUUUGAAAAAUCAUCCCUUCCCGAAAGUGAUCAUCGUGGCUUGCUUUUUGGAGAUGCCUACAGAAGCAAGGUUUUCUUCAACUAUGAGAAGCGCCUACGGUUGCAUAGUCCACCCGAAAAGGUUUUUGAAUACUUUGCAUCUUGUCGUACUCCAGAAGGGGAGCUAUUGAUGAAGCCGGUGGACCUAAUGCGAGCAGUUGUUCCUGUUUUCCCUCCAUCAGAAUCCAAUCUUGUAAGAGAGGGAUACUUGAAAGGUGAAAGAAGUCCUGGCCAUUUAUGCUGUCCCCCUUCGGAUUUUUUUAUGCUUUUUGAUGUAAACAGCGACGGGCUUAUAUCUUUCAAAGAGUAUAUCUUUUUUGUAACUCUGCUUGGCAUCCCAGAAUCAAGCUUUUCUGCAGCAUUUAAAAUGUUUGACAAGGAUGAUGAUGGGGAGAUAGAUAAGGAAGAAUUCAAGAAAGUGAUGCAAUCAAUGCGAUCUCAUACCAGACAAGGUGCUCACCAUGGGGAUGGACGACGAACUGGCCAAAAUGCCAAUGCUUCCGUAGAAAAUGGAGGGAUGGUGGAAUACUUAUUUGGUAAAGAUGGAAAGGGACGCCUCAAACAUGAUAAAUUCGUGCAGUUUAUAAGAGACUUGCAUGACGAAAUUAUGAGGCUGGAGUUUGCUCAUUAUGAUUUCAAAUCUCAGAAAACUAUUUUGGCCAAGGACUUUGCACACUCCAUAGUUGCUUCUGCUGACUUGAGUCAUCUGGGCAGGUUGCUUGAACGGGUUGAUGAAUUAAGCAACGACCCACGGUUUAGGGAUGUACGCAUAACAUUUGAAGAGUUCAAAAACUUUGCAGAGCUGCGGAAAAAACUGUUACCGUUUUCUUUGGCCCUUUUCAGUUUUGCAGAAGUACAAGGCCUGUUAGCAAGAGAUGAUUUUCAGCGUGCUGCAUCCCAUGUUUGUGGUUUAACCCUCUCAGAAAAUGUGGUUGAGAUUGUUUUCCACUUGUUUGACACGAAUGGAGAUGGAAACCUAAGCACAGAGGAGUUUGUUAAGGUGCUACAACAUCGAGAAAGAGACAUCGCUCAACCUGCGGAGACGGGAGUCAUGGGUUUCUUGUCAUGCUGCUGGAAAUGUAUGGGCACCUCCCCAUCUUCUCGCUUCUUUUCCUGAUUUUGUUUUAGGUAUCCUCAAGUUAACACACAAUAGUCUGUGAAAUGUGAGUUAGUAUGCUCAAAAAUCAAUGUCAUUUAAAUAUAGUGUCCUUAUGAAUAUAGAACUGUUAGGCCUUGUAGACAGGGAACAUACCUCACCUGUGUAAACCCGCAUUCGUUCAAUGUAAUGGAAUGCCUAUGCAUGUAAGUAACACUA
Messenger RNA from Cajanus cajan (pigeon pea), 1677 nucleotides. RefSeq names its product calcium uptake protein, mitochondrial. Gene Ontology annotation, biological process: calcium import into the mitochondrion; mitochondrial calcium ion homeostasis. Gene Ontology annotation, cellular component: uniplex complex. The record is from RefSeq and is a predicted model, not a curated record. NCBI's taxonomy places the organism in Eukaryota, Viridiplantae, Streptophyta, Magnoliopsida, Fabales, Fabaceae. Gene Ontology annotation, molecular function: calcium ion binding.